CGGGCCUGAGGCACCGAGGGGCUGGUCGGGGCCUCGCGGAGGACCAGACGGACCAUGCCCUGGUCCCCCCGGGCCGCUCUCCUGCGGGACCUGGUGCUGGGCGUGCUGGGCACUGCCGCCUUCCUGCUGGAUCUGGGCGCCGACCUGUGGGCCGCGGGUCAGUACGCGCGGAGCGGCCGCUACCUGUGGGCGGCGCUGGUGCUGGCGCUGCUCGGCCUGGCCUCGGGCGCCCUGCAACUCUUCAGCUGGCUCUGGCUGCGUGCAGACCCCGUCGGCCUGCACGGCCCGCAGCCCCCCGGCCGCUGCCUGGCGCUGCUGCACCUCCUCCAGCUCGGCUAUCUGUACAGGUGCUUGCAGGGGCUGCGGCAGGGGCUGAUGGCAUGGCGGCAGGAGGUGCCCUCCGAGUUCGACCUCGCCUACUCCGACUUCCUCUCCCUGGACAUCAGCAUGCUGCGCCUCUUCGAGACCUUCCUGGAGUCCACCCCGCAGCUCACGCUGGUGCUGGCCAUUGUGCUGCAGAGUGGCCGAGCCGAGUACUACCAAUGGGUUGGCAUUUGCACGUCCUUUGUGGGCAUCUCCUGGGCACUGCUGGACUACCACCGGUCCCUGCGCACCUGCCUUCCCUCCAAGCCCCGUCUGGGCCUGGCCUCCUCUGCCGUCUACUUCGUGUGGAACCUGCUGCUGCUGUGGCCCCGAGUCCUGGCCGUGGCCCUGUUCUCUGCCCUCUUCCCCUACUAUGUGGCCCUGCACUUCCUGGGCCUGUGGCUGGUGCUGCUGCUGUGGGUCUGGCUCCAGGGCACAGACUUUAUGCCAGGCCCCAGCUCUGAGUGGCUGUACCGGGCCACCGUGGCCACCAUCCUCUAUUUCUCCUGGUUCAAUGUAUCUGAGGGCCACACCCGGGGCCGGGCCACCAUCCACCUGGCCUUCCUCCUGAGUGACAGCGUCCUGCUGGCGGCCACCUGGGCAGCUCAGAGUGCCUGGUUGCCUGGAUUGGGCCCCCUGCAGCUAUGGCUGCCCGUGGGAGGGGCCUGCUUCCUUCUGGGCGUGGCCUUGCGCCUCAUCUACUACCGCUGGCUACACCCCAGCUGUCACUGGGAGCCCGAUGGGGUGGAUGGGGCCCGGGGUCUUCUCCCUCCCGAACAUGGCCUGCUGCCCCAGAACAGGCGUGCAAGUCAGAUGGCUCGGAACUUUUUCCCCAAGGCCAGGACAGAGGCUGCUGUGCCAGAGAAGGAAGAUGUGAAUGGGGCCCUUUGAGGUCACGGGGGACACAGCCACCCGAGGCUCAGCCUGGGCCAGUCGUGGACAAGACACUGGGAGGAUUUUCUCCUCACCCAGUGGUGGCAGGGCUGUUCCCCUACCUUGGUUCCUGGAUCCCAGGCUGUGUUCCCCAGAAUUCUUCCCUUUGGUACCCCCUUCAUUCAGCAAAUGCUCCUGGAGAGCUUCUGUACCCGGAACGUCAUUCUCACUUUGGGACCAGCUGCUGCCCAGUGCCAUUCUCUUCCUGCCUCUACCAUUCCUGGGUGGCAACUCAAAGGCAGGAGGCCGUGGGUGCCCUGCUGUGGGUGGCCCCAACCAGUGUCCAGGUCAGCCUUUGUCCCUGUUCUCUGGGGCCACCCCUAAGUGCCCUGUGGACCUGUGUGAUCUGGGCUGUGCAGAGCCCGUCCAGUAUUUUUCUUUCUAGCCAGUGUAUCUCUACCUCAGUGUAUGUGACAGCGUGUGUGCCUGUGUGUAGCAGGUGAGGCCACAUGGUGCUUUCAACAGUGUUAUUGGGUUGUUAUUAAAACCCUGUGGAACCUUCCA
Messenger RNA from Perognathus longimembris pacificus (Pacific pocket mouse), 1800 nucleotides. RefSeq names its product XK related 8 (gene Xkr8). Gene Ontology annotation, cellular component: plasma membrane. The record is from RefSeq and is a predicted model, not a curated record. Lineage: Eukaryota; Metazoa; Chordata; Mammalia; Rodentia; Heteromyidae. Gene Ontology annotation, biological process: apoptotic process involved in development; engulfment of apoptotic cell; phosphatidylserine exposure on apoptotic cell surface. The coding region runs from base 55 to 1254 and encodes 399 amino acids. The transcript is spliced from 3 exons.